GCAUUGCUAUUUUGUCCAUCUGUCGGUUAGCUCUCUUCGUAGUUAUCAACUUUGAUGUCGUUCAAUCCCAAUUCUUCGUUCUGUUCAAACGAUCGUUCAUACCUUGUGAUCUUCAAACCAUCGUCCGGUAUAGUCGGAUCGUCGUGUAAGCUCUGCACGUAAGAAUUCCCAGCUGGAUCGUCCAAUAUUAUUGUGACACUGCGUUUACUGUCUAACACCUCGUUUAGUUUGCCGACAAACUGUUCGAGCGAGUGUUGCGCCAUAGAUGGGGCAUCGCCUAUGACCCCCGGGUUUUCACCGAGUUGCGUGGCGGUGGCCCGCAGCAGCCCCUCCGCGGUGGUAAACCUCCCCCCCAGGGCCCUGCCCCCCACUUCCAGCUCCAAUUCUGGUAUUUCCAUACUGCAAGUCUCCGACUUCAGUAUGUCCCUAGAGAAAUCCUCUUUUCCAGCCACCCGGACCUCGAACCUUACACCUUUGUCUUCAACCCCUCCACCGGAUUUCACCUCAUUAGUUCUGUGUCCGCACGCGUCACAAACUGUGGCCAUUAUCACAACUUCCUUGAAAUGUGGUAUGUUCGUCAGCUUCAUGUUGGUGUCAGCGACUGCAUUGCAAUCGGGACAGUUGGUUGUAAACCUCAACACUUCGUCUUUGGACAGUUGGUCGUAUGACGCUAUAGAAGGAUCUGCAGGAGCCAGCAGGGCGUCCGAGGUUAGAGGCAGCUUGGGGGAUGGGGUAUCGGUCACCUCUUCAUGUGAGAAUAUGCCAAGUGCAUGGUCUUGAUCCUUCGUCCGUCUGAAGUCGGUCCGGUCACAACGGGCAUCUUUACGGGGUGCAUCUGGAUUCUCUACGAAGCAAUUACCGCUAAUAUCUUCCAACUCCAAUGUCCACCGUGACUGCACUGUCUUCAAGGCUUGCAGUCGUUCGAUGAAAGAGUCGAUUUGCUGAGCAGCUUCAGGAUGCUGCAAUCUUCUUACCACCUGGUCUUGACUUAAGCCUUGUAUGGCUCGGGAGACUAUACCUUCGACAGUUGUCACUUCUCCUUUCUGGCUCUGUGCCGGUAUCUCCAAAUCGACUUCGGGUAUCUUGAUGGCAGUGUAGUCACUCUUCACCACUUGUCGAUUCAGGUCAGAGGGAUCCUCAACAUGUAACUUCCAGCGAACUCCCAGCUCUGCGUAGGCCCCUCCUGGCUGUAUUUCAUUAUUCUCGUAGCCGCACUUCUCGCAGGAAAAGGACAUAAUGACAACAUUCUUGUAGUAUGGGAUCUUAGUAAGCAGCAGGCGAGUUGUACCAUUGGCGUGACAUUCCAUGCACAAAGAUUCAAUCUCGGUGACUUGCGGCUCCGGGUCUUCACCAGAGAGAUCCUUGAACACCUGUUUCUGUUCUACGGAACACAUUUUCAUUGAACAACUGCUGAUUAUUUAUUAAUUAUGAAAGAAAACACG
This is a messenger RNA of Chilo suppressalis (striped riceborer), 1442 nucleotides long. The record is from the annotation of a GenBank genome assembly. Lineage: Eukaryota; Metazoa; Arthropoda; Insecta; Lepidoptera; Crambidae.